CUGAAUAUUCCAAGCCCUGGGACCACAGCGGCAGCUCCGCUGAAAACUGCAUCCAGUCAGUCCUCUGGACUUCAGGAGCUGGGACAGGGCGCAGGGCAUCAGCAGCCACCAGCUGGACCUGGGAAAUAGGAAUUCUUCUGCCUCCACUUCAGGGUUGUAGCAGCUUGGUGCUAAAUUGCUGUUUCAAACAUGCGGAGGAUCUAAUGUGCUGAGGAAAACGGCCACAGAAGGAAGAGGAGGAAAAGGGGGAAAAAGGGGGAUAUUUUGUGGAUGCUCUACUUUUCUUGGAAAUGCAAAAGAUUAUGCAUAUAUCUGCCCUCCUUUCUCCUGUUUUAUGGGGACUAAUUUUUGGUGUCUCUUCUAACAGCAUACAGAUAGGGGGGCUCUUUCCCAGGGGCGCAGAUCAAGAAUACAGUGCAUUUCGGGUAGGGAUGGUUCAGUUUUCCACUUCGGAGUUCAGACUAACACCGCACAUCGACAAUUUGGAGGUGGCCAACAGCUUCGCAGUCACCAAUGCUUUCUGCUCCCAGUUUUCAAGAGGAGUCUAUGCUAUUUUUGGAUUUUAUGACAAGAAGUCUGUCAAUACCAUCACUUCAUUUUGUGGAACGCUCCAUGUCUCCUUCAUCACUCCCAGCUUCCCAACUGAUGGCACACACCCAUUUGUCAUUCAGAUGAGACCUGACCUCAAAGGAGCCCUUCUUAGCUUGAUUGAAUACUAUCAGUGGGACAAGUUUGCGUACCUCUAUGACAGUGACAGAGGCUUAUCAACACUGCAAGCUGUGCUGGAUUCUGCUGCUGAAAAGAAAGUUAUUACCAUUGGAAAACAUGUUAAAGGAUACCAUUACAUCAUUGCAAAUCUGGGAUUUACGGAUGGAGACCUAUUAAAAAUUCAGUUUGGGGGCGCAAACGUCUCUGGAUUUCAGAUAGUGGACUAUGACGAUUCCCUGGUAUCUAAGUUUAUAGAAAGAUGGUCAACACUGGAAGAAAAAGAAUACCCUGGAGCGCACACGACUACAAUUAAGUAUACUUCUGCCCUGACCUAUGAUGCUGUUCAAGUGAUGACUGAAGCUUUCCGCAACCUCCGGAAGCAGAGAAUUGAAAUCUCCCGAAGGGGGAACGCGGGAGACUGUCUGGCCAACCCCGCAGUCCCCUGGGGACAAGGUGUAGAAAUAGAAAGGGCCCUCAAACAGGUUCAGGUUGAAGGUCUCUCAGGAAAUAUAAAGUUUGACCAGAAUGGAAAAAGAAUAAACUAUACAAUUAACAUCAUGGAGCUCAAAACAAAUGGGCCCCGGAAGAUUGGAUACUGGAGUGAAGUGGACAAAAUGGUUGUUACCCUUACUGAGCUACCUUCUGGAAACGACACCUCUGGGCUUGAGAACAAGACUGUUGUUGUCACUACAAUUUUGGAAUCUCCAUAUGUUAUGAUGAAGAAAAAUCAUGAAAUGCUUGAUGGCAAUGAACGCUAUGAGGGCUACUGUGUUGACUUGGCUGCAGAAAUCGCCAAACAUUGUGGGUUCAAGUACAAGCUGACAAUUGUUGGGGAUGGCAAGUAUGGGGCCAGGGAUGCAGACACGAAAAUUUGGAAUGGGAUGGUUGGAGAACUUGUCUAUGGGAAAGCUGAUAUUGCAAUUGCUCCAUUAACUAUCACCCUUGUGAGAGAAGAGGUGAUUGACUUCUCAAAGCCCUUUAUGAGCCUCGGGAUCUCUAUCAUGAUCAAGAAGCCUCAGAAGUCCAAACCAGGAGUGUUUUCAUUUCUUGAUCCUUUAGCCUAUGAAAUCUGGAUGUGCAUUGUUUUUGCCUACAUUGGGGUCAGUGUAGUUUUAUUCCUGGUCAGCAGAUUUAGCCCCUACGAGUGGCACACUGAGGAGUUUGAAGAUGGAAGAGAAACACAAAGUAGUGAAUCAACUAAUGAAUUUGGGAUUUUUAAUAGUCUCUGGUUUUCCUUGGGUGCCUUUAUGCAGCAAGGAUGCGAUAUUUCGCCAAGAUCCCUCUCUGGGCGCAUUGUUGGAGGUGUGUGGUGGUUCUUUACCCUGAUCAUAAUCUCCUCCUACACGGCUAACUUAGCUGCCUUCCUGACUGUAGAGAGGAUGGUGUCUCCCAUCGAAAGUGCCGAGGAUCUUUCUAAGCAAACAGAAAUUGCUUAUGGAACAUUAGACUCUGGCUCCACUAAAGAGUUUUUCAGGAGAUCUAAAAUCGCAGUGUUUGAUAAAAUGUGGACCUACAUGCGAAGCGCAGAGCCCUCUGUGUUUGUGAGGACGACGGCCGAAGGGGUAGCGAGAGUGCGGAAAUCCAAAGGGAAAUACGCCUACUUGCUGGAGUCCACCAUGAAUGAGUACAUCGAGCAGAGGAAGCCUUGCGACACCAUGAAAGUUGGUGGCAACCUGGAUUCCAAAGGCUAUGGCAUCGCCACACCUAAAGGAUCCUCAUUAAGAACCCCAGUAAAUCUUGCAGUAUUGAAACUCAGUGAGCAAGGCGUCUUAGACAAGCUGAAAAACAAAUGGUGGUACGAUAAAGGUGAAUGUGGAGCCAAGGACUCUGGAAGUAAGGAAAAGACCAGUGCCCUCAGUCUGAGCAACGUUGCUGGAGUAUUCUACAUCCUUGUCGGGGGCCUUGGCUUGGCCAUGCUGGUGGCUUUGAUUGAGUUCUGUUACAAGUCAAGGGCCGAGGCGAAACGAAUGAAGGUGGCAAAGAAUGCACAGAAUAUUAACCCAUCUUCCUCGCAGAAUUCACAGAAUUUUGCAACUUAUAAGGAAGGUUACAACGUAUAUGGCAUCGAAAGUGUUAAAAUUUAGGGGGUAGGAACGAGGCUCUAAUACAAACUACUAAGUGCACGUCUUAGCUUUACUGUUGCGUCCUUAAGCUCUUUUAACUGAGGAAGGUGGCCGGUGGAUCAUCCUGUAUGUAUUGUUCUUCCAUGUUCCUGACCAGUGACUAACCUGCAGCCCAGCUGUCUAUUUUCCUCUUUAAUGACGCAGUAGCUUGGGUGAAUGUGGACUGAUUCCGGCUGUAAUUGUGCUUUAUUAUUUGUAGUUCAGCUUUGCGCUGUUUGAUUUCAGUUGCUACAAGCUUUCCGAUAAAAGUCGACUUUUUCAAAAACAGCACCCCCUUGACGCCGGAUGCAUUUGAAAACCAUAACAUAUGAUUUCUCUCUCUCUCUUUCCCCCCCUCUCAUUGAAGAUGAUCUUGAGUGAUGCCAUGAGGAACAAGGAAAGGCUGUCAAUGACAGGAAGUACUGGAGACAAUGGAGGUGUUACGACUCCAGAAUUUCCA
Molecule: messenger RNA, 3270 nt
Organism: Myotis davidii
Lineage: Eukaryota; Metazoa; Chordata; Mammalia; Chiroptera; Vespertilionidae
Gene: GRIA2
Product: glutamate ionotropic receptor AMPA type subunit 2
Exons: 15
Coding region: 291-2792 (833 amino acids)
Biological process (GO): modulation of chemical synaptic transmission; synaptic transmission, glutamatergic; monoatomic ion transport
Cellular component (GO): AMPA glutamate receptor complex; dendritic spine; plasma membrane
Molecular function (GO): transmitter-gated monoatomic ion channel activity involved in regulation of postsynaptic membrane potential; AMPA glutamate receptor activity
Source: RefSeq, a predicted model, not a curated record